CACUCCACGAUAUGCCGGUACCACAUUAUAUAAAUACCGUGCAGUAUCGUAUUUUCUCCUAGAUGGCUCCGAUACAGAUUCAUUCAAGUGUUUACAUUGAUAUUGUUAAUUAAAUUCCAAUUAUUUCUUAUAAAAAUACGAGCGCAUUAUCAGUCGGUUGGGUUCAGUUUGUGAAACAACAUGCUUUUUUCGAUCGCGGUCAGCUUUGUGGACGGAUGAGGAAUAACCGGCAUGUUUUCACCACUCCUUCGAAUCCGUUUGAUUGUGUUUAUUGUUAGUAGUUUAAAUAGCGGCAGGAUACAUAAGCUGCUGAGAUCUGUGAUAGUGCCAUAAAAAAGGCUUCGCCUUUCAACUUUGUGAUAUACCAGUGCCUUUAGUUUUUAGUUUGUUGAUCUGAGGGUUAUUGUUUUGUUUAUAUCAAGGAACUGCUGCAUUUGGAGACUUUAAUGAGUCUUUAGUCUAGUCUAUGCGUGAUAGGAAUAACUGUUUAAUUUUUGUGAUCUAUACGUACUAGUCGGAAGGUCAAAAUGAUGUCCAAAAAGCAAUGGUUUGUUUUGUUGUGCCUUUUCUCCAUAUAUUUAUUGUUGGGGGCUUCAAUAUUCUUUUAUGUGGAGUCAGAGGAAGAGACUAGAAAGGGUGUGGUUGAGUUGGAGGAUAAGCAAAUUAUUGAGGAACUGUUGAGGAAGCACUAUAAAGGGGACAACAAUAGCGUACAGUUCAUCUUCAACAGGCUAACGGAGUACUGCGGGAAACCUGUUCAUUACAAUAUGAGCGAAGAACCUCUAAAUUAUAAAUGGGACUUCUACAAUUCCCUGUUUUUCGUCAUCACCGUUGUCAGUACUAUAGGUUAUGGUAACUUGGCGCCUACAACAACGUUCACCAGAAUUUUCAUGAUAUUCUACGCCCUAAUCGGCAUCCCAAUGAAUGGUAUAGUGAUGGUAACUCUAGGAGAGUAUUUCGGAAAAUCGUUUAAAAAACUGUACCACAGAUGGAAGAAUGCAAAGAUAGAGAGAAGUUCAGCCAAACUAGGACUGAUCGGUCAGAUCAUACUCUACUCUGUACCAGGAUUUACAUUCUUCAUUUUCCUGCCUUCAACCAUAAUGAGCGUCUUCGAGGGCUGGACCUAUGACGAAGCUGUCUAUUAUUGUUUCGUUUCUCUGACGACCAUAGGCUUUGGAGACUUAAUCGCAGGAACAAACAACAGCGAUGAUUUCAGUACCGAGGCACACAUCCUCUACAAAAUCUUCCUCCUCGUGUGGGUCAUAGGCGGCUUGGGCUACGUGGUGAUGGUACUGGGUUUCAUCACCCAAGGCAUGCAAAGCAAACGGGUCAUCGAGAUCGAGAAGAUGUUAGCAGAGAAUAUCAAAAAGACGCCGCAGAAAAUCAGAGAUGAGCUGCGUAACGUGUUACAAGAGUUCCUCUUUUUAAGAGUCAAACCCGUGUAUAAGGGAGAGUUCGAGUACAUUCCUCAGAUGCUACAAAGAAGUCAAAGCUGUCCUGAUCUCCAACUGUGGAGGAACAUGGACUCUCCUACUAUGAUGAGGAAACGAGCCAUGUCGGAAUGUUACAGGCCAGUGCAGAUUCUGCAAAGGGUUCAGUCUGAUACAGACCUGGAUUUGAUAGAUAAGGAACUUACCUUCCGACCUUCAGACGCUUUCAUGAAGCAGAAAGAUCUCUUGCUUAAAGUAGUCGAUGCUCUUAGUGGAACGACAGCAGACGUAAACCAGUUGCUAACACCAGAACGUCCAGAAGACGCCGUGCCCACCUUCAAAGCCAAGAGAAGGAGAGCAGUUAGUGAAAUCAGACCUCCAACCAACGCCAUUGCUCGUAUUGGGGAUGGGUACACCUGGUACGGAAACGACGCCUCCAAAGCCUUUACAGAAUUUACGAAGCAUAGACAGAGAACUUACUCGGCACCAAAUUCUGAAAGAGAGGAAAGACCUACUAUAAUCCAACGCUUGAGAAAUAGAUUCAGGAUAAGGCCCAGUCAAAGCGUCGAUGUGGAGAAGCAAGCAGCCGACACCCAGCGCAGAGGAAGCACAGCCAGUGCCAAAGUAGAUGUGAGUCGAAGAAGACACUCCACCCUUUCAUCCAGUCAGGAACAAGUGCUGGAACAGACCUCGAUAGCAGACUUUAUCAGGGCUCUGUCUGCCAUAACGGUACCCGAAAUCAACCUUGAACCAGAGCCUAGAAGAAAACUGGGUGUGGCUUGUCUUACACCUCCAGACGUCGUGGCAGCUAGGAGAAGAAGGAUGUCCAUCAGAACCAACUACAACAAUAGGAGAGCUUCUCUGGUACCUGUACCUCCAGCUCCAAGAGUAGGACCCAGGAGAUUCUCUUUAAGGCCAGUGGACGAGAAUCUCUUGGUCUCCCCUCCCCCUUAUUCCGCAUUUCCUCCGGAAGCAAGGAAUUCCUUCAGGCAGUCGCAGAGAAGAAGGUUCUCCGUACGGCCCGUGUAUACGAACCUAACGGGACCAGUGAAACGCCAAGUGAAUAAACGGACGGACACAGAUAGCAGUGAUCGUUAAGUGUAACUUUAUUUUAUAGUACCUUUGUUUGUUUCUGUUAGAAUAAGUCGUGAAAUUCAGAGAGAGAGAGAGAAAGACAUAGAUAACGGAAGAUAGAGAGAGAGAGAGAGAGAGGUACUUGAAAAAGUCAACUUUCGAAUACUCCUUACUUUUAGAUUGACCCCAGUUGCCAAAUAGAAAUCAGCCAGUAAACUAGAUUAGUUAUAGUUUUUACAAAGAAUUUAUAAAAACUUCUAGCAACAGAAACUACUUGCCAUAUUUUGCUUCAAGGGUAGUAUUUGUCAAUUUACACUUUACACCACUUUUGUAAACCACAGUUUAGAUACAAUUCAACUCCACAGAAAGAGUGUUAUGGAAAUUGACGCGCCCCUCUUACAACUAAUUUGCAUUUUAUUAGCUAAACUUUCUAAAAUUUCAAAAUAACUUACUAAAAAAUUAAAUUUACUUUCUACAAAAUUUAGUUUAAAAUGUAAUCAUUUAAUUGGCUCAGAACAAUUUGAAAGAACCAAUAAGAAUGAUAUGAGUUUGAAAAUGAAUUACUUCCUCGAAAUAAUUUACUUAUCACAAUAUAUCAAUCACAUUGAAAAUAUGCAAACAAUUUGUACAAUGGCCUAUAACAUUAUAAAGAUUUCUGGUUAAUUUAAUGGUUACAAUUCCAUGUAAUUGGUUGUUUUCUAAUCGAGAGGGCCAAUCAAAGCGACUUUUAGCUUACUGUCAAAUAUCAAAAAAUUUCAACUUUCAACUUUUUUUGAGAACCAUUUUUAUUAUUAAUUUCGUUUACUUUUAGUCAAAAUAUAUGUUUUAUAGAUUAUUUGCAUCGAAUAGGUGUAUGUAUUUGUUUAAAAUGAACAAAAUCACUGUUUUUAGAAAAUACGUUUCAAAACUGAUUGAUUCAUGAAAAAAUUGGAAUGAUUCUCAGAGGAAGAUUUAAAUUCUAGAUGUGUCCCUAAAUGGUAAGUGCCCCCGACUGAUUUGAUAAUAGUCUAAAUUGUGGUAUUUUUAUAUUUGUUAUUUGUGAGACCUAAUAAUCAUUCCUAAACAAUGCCUGGACAAAAAUCGUCCAUAUUACAUUGUAGUUACUAGUCCCUUGGACGUUAGUUAUGUAUUGGUGCCUUGAUAUUCUAGUUCUACACUAUUGCAGAAAUUAUUUCCUAGUACCUAGUUUACUUAGGUAUCCCCUUAAUAACCAAUACAUUUUCAGGAAAAUCUGUACCUAAAAACAAGGUAGCAUUAUUAAUUAUCUAGCAUAGAUGUUUAUAUUUGUUUUUUAUUGUUUCGUUCCUACUUACACGUAAGUAUAUGUGAUUCUUUAGAUGUUUAAUUUAUUUAUUUCAAUAACUUUCAAAUGAAAAACCUCAAUGCUUAGUUUAGAAUUGCCAAGCCAAAUAUUUGUAAGCAUGUUAUGUAUUAAGUUUUCUAAAAAUGUUACUGAAAAUUGAAUUCUCAUGGUAAAAUGUGCCUUAUUUAUCAUAUACUUAGACAUUAUUUGUAAUUUUAUUAAGUGACUCAAAUCAUAGUGAUUGUAUUUAUAUAAAAAUGUUGUGUGGGAAGAUGUUAAAUUUGUUGAAAAUUGUUGCUGU
Anoplophora glabripennis (Asian longhorned beetle) is the source of this 4108-nucleotide messenger RNA. It is a transcript of the gene Ork1, whose product is annotated as open rectifier potassium channel protein 1. Gene Ontology annotation, molecular function: potassium ion leak channel activity. The transcript is spliced from 6 exons. Gene Ontology annotation, cellular component: membrane. The coding region runs from base 528 to 2528 and encodes 666 amino acids. The record is from RefSeq and is a predicted model, not a curated record. Gene Ontology annotation, biological process: stabilization of membrane potential; potassium ion transmembrane transport. NCBI's taxonomy places the organism in Eukaryota, Metazoa, Arthropoda, Insecta, Coleoptera, Cerambycidae.